Eremothecium gossypii ATCC 10895 is the source of this 1734-nucleotide messenger RNA. It is a transcript of the gene MDM32, whose product is annotated as Mdm32p. The record is from RefSeq and is marked provisional. Lineage: Eukaryota; Fungi; Ascomycota; Saccharomycetes; Saccharomycetales; Saccharomycetaceae. The transcript has a single exon. Gene Ontology annotation, biological process: mitochondrion inheritance. Bases 1 to 1734 code for a protein of 577 amino acids. Gene Ontology annotation, cellular component: mitochondrial inner membrane.
AUGCUGCCGGUACUCAGAUCAGGGUUACGGCGGGCUGUGUGGCGAUGUGGGCAUGGGCUACUGCAGAGGCGGAUAGCCGCAGGGGCGGGAUGGUACGCGCGUGCGUGCGCAAGCGACGACGCGGCGAGCCGGUCGCCGCUGAAGCAGGAGAUGCUGAACUCGACGGAGUAUCUGCACGUGCAGAAUAUCCUGCUGCAGAAGAACCAGCAGCGGAUGACGAAGCAGAAGUUGCUGAGCGAGGCCACGGGGUUCUAUGACCGGUUCAAGAUCAACACGAAGUGGUUGCUGAUACGCGGCAACCGGCCGUUCAGUGGGGAGGAGAUAUCCACGCUGCUAUCGUGGUUGAUACUGUCGCAGGUGUUGUGGGUGAUCCUGGGGACAACGACGUUUGUGUCGCUGCUUCUGUUCCUGGCGAACACGGUGCUUGCGAAGGAGAUGGUGGGGAAGUUCGUGGGCAACAGCCUGAACAGGUAUAUGGACGGAGUGGACGUGCAGUUCCAGGACGCGAUGGUGCCGGAGUGGCGUAAAGGGCAGAUCAGCUUCCAGAAGGUGCGGCUGCGGACGACGCCGGGGGCACAGGACGCGGGGCUGCUGACGUUUGAUCUGAUGUUCAGCAAGCUUAGCCUCACGCUCUCGGUGCGGAAGUGGCUGCAGGGGCGUGGGCUAAUCAACGACGUAUAUGUGUCCGGCAUGAAGGGAGACGUCUCGGUGGGGGCGGCCGAGCGGAAAGACGCCAAGCUGAUCGACUUCUUUUCGAACCCCAAUUACGAGUUGGGCGAGGUCGAGGUCUGCGACAGCGUGAUCAUGUGCACGGACCAGGAGAUUGGGCAGAAGUUUCGCGUGUCGAUCUAUAACAUGCGCAUGAGCCAAUUGCGCUUCCGAUGGAGUCUGCUGGACCUGUUCAAUGCCGACGUCGUGUCAGGCGCGCUCAACCACUCCUUAUUCAGCAUUCACAAGCGCCAGCACAAGCUUCCGUUACACGAGAUGGAAAAGGACAUGGCGCCCUGGAAGCGCAUCAGCCGGCUCCGCCUGAACCCAAUUUCCGUGAAGGAUCUCGGGCUAGACAAAAGCAACGCUUUCAACUGGAUAGAAGGCGGCAGCGUUGAGAUGAUCGCUGACCUAAUGCUGCCCAACAUUUAUCCGGAGUCGGCGGCCGCGGAGGAUGAGAACAAAUAUGUGGUUAUGGACCUGCGGAUUACGUUCAAGGACCUCAUUGCUAGCAUGAACACUGUCCCCCCGGCGUUGUCCAAUGGGAGGGAGCUGAUCUCGUUCGAUGAGCUGAAACCGAUCAUUAUGUUUGUGAACAAUAGGAGGGGCCUGUUCUCAUCCCUUCGCAACCUCGACAACAAUAAGCUAUGGAGACCAACGGUAACCAUCGAGAGGCAACAGUCCUAUCCAGAUACCACGGUCAUUCCUAUGCGCACAUUCCAGUGGCCCGAGGGCGAGGGCAGCGUUCAACUGAACCAGGAAAUCAUCAAGUACCACGAGAACCCCUCCGACAAUUCUAAUGAAAUCAUUCUUAGAUGCCGAAUUGCUAAACAUAUGAAUGAGUUGCAGAACACGUUUUUGUUCAAGGAGACAGAUGUCUAUGAUAAAAUGGCACUGGAGUUAUAUACCGAUCUGAUGAAAAUGAUUGAGGAAACAGAGUAUAAGAAGAAGAAUGACUGGGUAAAACUCCUAGGGACCACGUUUGCAUCCCAACUUUUAAUAUUUGGACUGGGGGCAAUGGUGUGA